Molecule: messenger RNA, 1116 nt
Organism: Penaeus monodon (black tiger shrimp)
Lineage: Eukaryota; Metazoa; Arthropoda; Malacostraca; Decapoda; Penaeidae
Product: probable H/ACA ribonucleoprotein complex subunit 1
Exons: 1
Source: RefSeq, a predicted model, not a curated record
UUACAGCUUGUCUCAGCACUGGCUGUCGUGGUCCGUGCGGUACCCCAAGGCUACAAUAUAGCCACGCCAUCUGGAGGAGGAUUAUCUAUUGGUGGAGGUCAUUCAUCAGGAAGAAUCUCUGGUGGUGGAAUCACCGGUGGCAACAGAAUCUCUGGUGGAGGAAUCUCCGGUGGCAACGGAAUCUCUGGUGGUGGAUUCACCGAUGGAAACAGAAUCUCUGGUGGAAGAAUCUCCGGUGGCAACAGAAUCUCUAGUGGUGGAUUCGCCGGAGGCAGUAGAAUCUCUAGUAGCAGCGGAUUUUCUGGUGUAGGAUUUUCCGGUGGCAACGGAAUCUCUGGUGGAGGAUUCUCCGGUGGCAGCAGUGGCCCUGCAGGUGGUUGUGCUGAAGGAGAAAUUUUGCAUGUAGAUGGAUCUUGUGUUGUCCCCGUGGUUACAAGAAACGUCUUCUUGUAUGACGCUCCUGAACAGUCUCAGCAGCCAAGUGGUCCACCACCAAGUCUUCCACCGCCAAAGGUCGAUCACAAUAUCCUCUUCGUACGUCUUCCUGAAGGAGGAGAAGGACCCGAACCGAUUAUUGUUCCUCCACCAAAGCAAGAGAACAUUGUAUACGUCCUGAACAAGAACGAUGGAGCAGGUGGCCAGCGAGUAAUAGAAGUUACUGCUCCUCCACCUUCAGAUCCUGAAAUUUACUUUGUUAACUACGAAGAAGGAGAGAACCCAACUCUUCCGAUUGGUGUCGAUCUUGAGACUGCUCUCAGCGCUGCCGCUAGUGCUGGUGGUCAAGUCAUCGGAGGCGUGGGAGGUGUCGAUGGCUCUGGAGAUGGAGGAUUUGGUGGUAGUGGAACAGGUGGACUUGGAGGAGGAUUAGGAGGCAGUGGAGGAUUUGGAUUGGGAGGUAGUGGAGGAUCUGGAGCAGGAGGCAGUGGAGGUUUUGCUGGAAGCGGAUCAGGAAAUAAUGGAGGAUUUGGUGGUUUCAGUGGAGGAAGUGGGGGCUUUAGUGGAAGUGGUGCAGGUAGUACUGGAGGCUUUAGUGGAAGUGGAGCAGGUAGUACAGGAGGCAUUGUUGGGGGCGUAAGAGGCGCUGGAACUCCGUCCACGCUGUAUUCUAGACCGUAA